Amborella trichopoda is the source of this 1175-nucleotide messenger RNA. RefSeq lists its product as uncharacterized. Lineage: Eukaryota; Viridiplantae; Streptophyta; Magnoliopsida; Amborellales; Amborellaceae. The record is from RefSeq and is a predicted model, not a curated record.
UUGCAAGAGCAUCAUCGAGCAGACAAAGUUUUAAAAAGAUAAUUGUCAGACUUCAAAUCCGUGACUCAUCAUCCCAAACGAUUCAAAUCGAGUCAAAAUUUGGGGUCCCAAGAUUAUUUCUAUGUAGGUGGGGUUUUAUCAAAGGGCGCCAUGAGCAUCAUACUCUCGCAGGCAGGCAGGCAGGAUUAUAACACCUUUCGCAACUAAUUGCCCUUAUCUUGCUUGGUGUAGGGUGGAUACCCGUAAUUUGUAGGAACGCUGCUGCUUGAGCUCUCUAGGGCUUGACCAGAGGAAGCCAUGAAAGAAGAAGAUCAGGGGAAGAAAGAGGGAGAUGGGGGUGCUGUUAUGGGGAAGACGAGAUACAAGUUUUGGGCCUUGGGCGCCAUAAUUUUGCUUGCGUUCUGGUCCAUUUUUACAGGCUCUGUUACUCUCAAAUGGUCGGAUGGGAACCUGAUGAGGCUCUCAGAUGACAUGGAUUCCCCGAUCCAUGAAGAUCUCGAUGUCCUUGAGCUAGAGGAGAGAGAGAAGGUGGUGAGGCACAUGUGGGAUGUGUACACUCACAAUAAGCGGGUGAAGCUGCCCCGAUUUUGGCAAGAAGCUUUUGAGGCAGCGUAUGAGGAGCUCGAUAGCGACAGUCCCGGUGUAAAAGAGGUUGCCAUAUCCGAGAUUGCAAAGAUGUCCUUUAGGAUGAUCAGUCUCGACCCACGUCCUCAGAACACUGGAGUGACUGAAGCAAGACACAAGGAGAUCGAAACCAAAGGGGAGGCAUCUCCACGAGAAGAGCAUUAGUUACAUCAGCAAUUGUAAGCGCUUGUUUGUUAUUUUAAAUUUUGACUUUAAUUUGUAUCUUGAUAAGAAAGCUUAUCAAUAGAUAGUGAUUUUCUUUUAGUAUUAUUCAAAGUGAACUGAAGAAAAUAGUAUUCUUAUUUCAAGUAAAUAGUUUUCCCUUGAGUUAUUACAUGGGCAUGGGGUUUUCGGCUUGAAUUGGAUGGCUGAGAUUCUCACUCAUUUGAGUGGAUGGUCUCGAUGGGACCAUUGAAAUUGUGGAUCGUUUGUGCGGUUGGUCCAAAUCUAAAUCUCCCUUGUAAUUUAUUUUACAAGUGAUUAUUUGACAAUAGAAGCUGUAUCACUUGAUCUGAGUGAGUUAAUUGGAAGCUAAAUGAGCGGAUUCUGCA